Equus quagga is the source of this 1189-nucleotide messenger RNA. It is a transcript of the gene SPATA31F1, whose product is annotated as SPATA31 subfamily F member 1. The coding region runs from base 1 to 822 and encodes 273 amino acids. The transcript has a single exon. NCBI's taxonomy places the organism in Eukaryota, Metazoa, Chordata, Mammalia, Perissodactyla, Equidae. The record is from RefSeq and is a predicted model, not a curated record.
AUGUCCAAGCCCCAUUUGAAGGAUCCUUUUCUCUUCAAGGAGCUCUCCUUCCCUCUGCCACCUAAAAUUCCACCCCACUCAGCCCCACCCUCUUCCCCAUCUUCCCCAAAUUGGGUCGCUCCGUCUGACCACCAACAAGCUCAGAUCAAGGUCCCAUUUCUGACACUGGCCCAGUGUCAAGCCCUGGAGUGGCAUCUGCGGCAGAGGCAGCUCCAGCUUCAGUGGGGUUUGCCAGCAGUUUUCCAGAGAUCUCAGCACACUCAGAGCCCCGGGCAGUAUAAGCUCUGUGACAAAGCCCAGUCUCCUGAGACUGGGAAAACUUCUUGGCCAGGGAAGUCCAGCUCAGUCCUGACCAGAGAACUCUGCUUCUUCCCGGAGCAUGGCCGGAGGCUGCUGGGAUUCCACCUCCAGAGGCAGCUGAUUCACCAUCGCUGGGGCCUGCCCCAGAAGAUCCAGCAGUCCAUCCAGUUGUUCCUGUCCCCCACUGACCAGCAGACUCUGUCCUGGAACAGCACGGCCCAGGCCAAUGUGACUGUUCCCCAACCUACAGCCCUAGAGGUCAUAGGGGCUGGUGACCCAUUCUCACCCGUCACGGACCCAGUGUCAGGCCCUAUGCCACACUUCCUCAACCAGGCCAAGGCAAUACUGCAGAGUCACAUCAACUCCAAACGUGGGCAGAUUCACCAGGGCAAGGUCCCUGCCUGUGUCUACAGCUCGUGGGAAUGCAUCAUUCCCGGGGGCCUGGAAGGGGCUCCCUUCACCUGCAUCCCAGAAAGCAAGCCCCUCGAGGGACAGCCAGCCACUGACUCUGAUCUACAAUAGGAAGUUACACCCUGGAUGCCAACAGCCCUCAAUCAGCAGCAACGAGCCUCUGCAGAUGCUGUCACUGAACAUCCUAAGCUGCCCCGGGCCCUGUCCAAGGGAGCCCUUGAGAAACUGGAGACGACUUUACGGCACAAGUAUCUGGCCUUCUUGUCAGGGCUGCCUGCUCUCUGUUACGUGGCUCUCUCCAGGGCCAUGGCCCCAGCAAACACUACUCAAGCUCUAACCCCAGAGAAGGUGCCUGGGCCUGUCGGAUUCCCCAAAGAACCCGUGACUCAGGUGACCUCAUCUGAAGAGCAGUGUCGAAGUCCUGGGCCAUGCUUUCAAGAUGCCAACAAGACUUGUGCAGACUCUGCAGAUGAGCUCC